AUGACCAAGGAAUACGUCGAGCCUGCCAACAUCCCUGUUAUUGAUUUCAGGGCUCUUACUUCUGAAAAUUCUCAGGAGCGUAAAGAUGCCUUGAACCAGCUUGAUGAAGCUUUCCAAACAUACGGCUUCAUCUACCUGUCCAACCACAGCAUUGGACAGAAGCUGGUUGAUGAAGCCUUUUCUUGGUCCCAGCGCUUCUUCCAUUUACCGAAUGAGGUUAAAGAGCUUUGCAAGCACAACACCGUUGCAGCUGAUCACCGUGGCUGGGCAGCUGUCGGAACUGGCAUUGUCACCCAGGAUGUCUGGGACAAGGAUGAAAUUUCGAAUCUGCGUAAAACUGCACCUGUUGAGCAGAAGGAAAUUCUCGAAAUGGGUAAUCCUCACUCUAAGGGUGGCCCAGGCGAGUCUAUCGUGAAUCGUCUGCUCCCUGAGGACGUUUUCCCCGGAUUCAGGGCUUUCCUUGAAAGGUGGUGGGACGCUUGUUUCAAGCAGCAGCUCCAGGUUCUACGAGCUCUCUGCGAGAUCCUGGAAUACACCGACCUGGACUACCUUGGCAAGCAGCAGGACCCCAGCCGCAGCCGAAACCAUAUGAGCUGGCUGUAUUAUCUUUCUCAGCCAUUAUCAACAUUGAAGUCAGGCGAGAGCAACCGAUUGAACACACAUACCGACUUCACACAGUUGACCCUGCUAUUCCAAGAUAUGGUCGGAGGUCUUGAGGUCCAUGAUUAUAAGGCGGGAAUUUUCCGACCUGUGCUUCCUAAGCCCGGUACCAUGAUUGUGCAUAUUGGUGACAUGCUGGAGAAGCAGUCAAACGGCAAGUGGAAGAGCGCGUUGCACCACGUCUCUGCUCCUAUCCAUCUUAAAUAUGGGGAUGAGACAACAAACGAAGACACCGUUGUUGAGCGUUUCUCCAUGUCAUUUUAUGGAACUCCUCAACACGAUGUGAUGAUUGAGCCAAUUCCAGGAUGCGAGGCAAUUGGAAAAUGGCGCACCUUGGAGUGGGAGCCCAACAUGACUGCCGGCGCUUGGAUUGAGAAGAGAGUUGCACUUGAAUAUGGAGAUGGACAACAAGUGCCUCCGGCUGUUCCUGUUGCUUAG
This is a messenger RNA of Penicillium griseofulvum, 1098 nucleotides long. Its product is annotated as Oxoglutarate/iron-dependent dioxygenase. NCBI's taxonomy places the organism in Eukaryota, Fungi, Ascomycota, Eurotiomycetes, Eurotiales, Aspergillaceae. The record is from RefSeq and is a predicted model, not a curated record. The coding region runs from base 1 to 1098 and encodes 365 amino acids. Gene Ontology annotation, molecular function: dioxygenase activity. The transcript is spliced from 2 exons.